UUGCAGUGGUGUGCUUUCGGUUCCUUCUACACCGCUCGAUAUUCAUUCUUCGCGGGUUCGCGCCCGUGGUAACAGUCGGCCGCCGAUCCGUUUCCACUCCACGUUGCAGCCGCAGAAGGGCAGCUUCCGCGACGAGGUUCCCGUCCGCAAGCACUACCGACACCCACCCGUCCACGGUCAUCCAACGCACGCCAUGAAGCUCGCACUCUUCGCAUUGGUGGUGGCCGGCAGCCUCAUAGCUCUGGCUAACUCAGCAGAAGAGGAGUACGAUUACGAGGAGGAGCAAGCGGCGCCUGUGACCCCAGCACCAGCUAGAGCGACUUCCGGUAGACUGGGAGGACUAUUGUCUCCGCGAGGACGAGUGAACGUUGGGAGAAAAACAACUGGUGCGGGGGCGGCCACGACGCAAUCGACCACGGCGAAGCCUGUCGAGCAACCGCUGGAGGAGGAAGAAGAAGGCGAAGAGGAGCUCGACGAAAAUCAGGAGCAAGACGACGUCCCCACCACUACCACGGAAUCGACCAAGAAAGUUCGCGGCGGGGUACGACCUUUCAGAUCGAAUCAGGAUCUGUUGGCCGCGUUGAAGAGGAGGAGAGCUCAGGUCGGACCUAGCCAUCGAGAAUCGUCGGGCACACAAUCCGCCUCGGAAUCGACGACGCCUAAACCCAAACCAACCACCAACGGUCGCAGCAAAAGCAACAGCGCGACUGACUCAAAGUCCUCGGGACGCGGCAGGUUCGGAGGAUCCAGGGGUAGCAAGCCCGUGCAGGAGGAGGUCGAGGAGACCCAACGGGAAGAGGUCCAAGUGAAGCCCAAGCCCUAUCGCAGAGGAUAGAUCGUUCACUGGGAAACGCGAAUUUCCCAGUUUCUUUUAACCACGCGGAAUAAAUAAAUCGAACGCAGUCCGAGCGAUCGAUGUCCAACUCGCCGAUAUAUUUCGUCGAAUCGACACGUAUUUCUUUCCUCCCACGCACGAAUAACGCGAUAAUUGCUACAAACGUCCUCCCCACCCCAACGGUCCUAGACACUAUUCGCGUUGGAAAAUUGGAACACGACGCAGAAGUCGCACGAAAAAGCAAUCGGGAUUGCGUUGCUCGCAAAUAAACGGUUAACGAUCGGUAAAAAUCAUCGUUUGCUUUACGAAUCGAAAAAGCACUCUCUAAAAAAAUACGACAUGUAUAUAGAAGAAGGCUCUGCCACUCACAGAAUACUCUCGAGGUACUUGCUGUACAAAUGUAA
Messenger RNA from Hylaeus volcanicus, 1239 nucleotides. RefSeq lists its product as uncharacterized. The record is from RefSeq and is a predicted model, not a curated record. Lineage: Eukaryota; Metazoa; Arthropoda; Insecta; Hymenoptera; Colletidae. The coding region runs from base 194 to 835 and encodes 213 amino acids. The transcript is spliced from 5 exons.